AAUAUUUUAGCUAACUAAAGCCAAAGUUAUCCAUUAAAAAUAGUUCUUGGCACAAACUAGCUGGAGGUGGAUGAAAUAAUAGCAAAAAUUCCCAGAAGAGGGACAGACGUUUGUCAAAAUAUAGUCCCGAAAAGCAUCCAAAAAAAGCAUGGAGAUAGCUAAAUGUUUUUUCUUAAAAGUUAGUUUCAAGAAAGAAACCCCCAAAACCGAGAACCCACAAGUAUUGUGAUUUGUCUGUGGACCGAAUUUUGACCUUGAAACUAGGACAUAACAACCGUUACAACCGUUGUAUUAGAACUUAAACAUGGCCAAGGAAUGAAGAAGAACACCAACUCGUAUGUAACGUAAUGUUGAUAAGAUUCUCCUGAGAGGUGCAGUCAGUGCCGGUCAUCUUCCUUCUGGCCCCUCCCCCAUCCACUGAGUUAUGCAGUAUUUCAGAGUUGAGGAGGGUUGGGAAAGACAGUCAUUACAGAGACAGAGGAACCAGGCACUGUUUUCCUCACACACUUCAGACCGUCUCAACCACUGGCACCAAUGUCAAUGGAACCAGAUGAAGUCAUGUCCAUGGGCUCAGAUGUGCGUGAUUUCACUCUCCUCACUCCGGCGCCUCUAUUGCCCUCCUUAUCAGCAGCUGGUGGUGGCUGUGGGAUGUCCGUUAAUGGUGGACACUGGACAGACCUCCAUCCCACCCUUCCUUACAGCCCCGUGUCCUAUCCAUCACUGAUGAGACAGGAAUUAGGUUGGGGGACUGAACCCUUGGAGGACCCUCACUAUGGACUCGGGGCCUUCACUGUGCACUUCUCAGGCCAGUUCACGGGGACAGGACCCUAUGGAGUCGGAGCAACUGGGGAGCAGACCGCAGGUCAACCAAGAACGUUUCCCAGUGGAACGUACCUGUCCAGCUGUAUGGACAGUCCGUCUGGGGCCUGGAACCAGGUGGAGCAGCAGUACGCAGCUCCUCCUUCUUCUCCUCCACCUCCCAUGUAUGGAUGCCACAAUCUUCCAGAUUCGUGUCCCAACAGUCAGGCACUGCUGCUCAGAAACUACAACCGUGAUAACAUGCACCAAAUGGCAUCUCAGCUAGAGUGUGUGACACGUCAAAUAAACACAGUCACAGCAUCCAUGAAGAACAACAACCACAACUGCAGUUACGACAGCGAGCCCACAGCCACUCCUCCACCUGUACUACUCAGUGCUGAGUACCACAUCCACACACACAGCGUCUUCAGAGAAGUACAGGACGUCAGACGAGUACCAGGCACCGCUACUCCCGUUACCAAGUCAGAGUCCAUUGAUAAGCGUCCGUUUUCUUGUACUUAUCCAGGCUGCAGCAAGAGGUAUUUCAAAAUGUCACAUCUGUUGACGCAUGGACACAAGCACACAGGAGAGAAACUUUACCAGUGUGAUUUGAAAGAAUGUGGUCGUAAAUUCUCUCGCUCGGACCAGCUGAGGAGACACCAGCGUAUACACACAGGAGUGAAGCCGUUUCAGUGUAAGAUCUGUGAGAAAAAGUUUUCACGGUCCGAUCACCUUAAGACACACACUCAGAUUCACACAGGAGAGAAGCGAUUCACCUGCCGCUGGUACGACUGUCAUCAGAAGUUUACCCGCUCUGAUGAGUUAUUGCGUCACCGCAGGAUGCACCAGAGGAAUCUAACCAGGCUGAAACCUGCCCUCUGAAAGGUUCAAGGUUCUGGUGGAUAAAACAGAAGUCUACAUGUUGGGGUCAACUGACCAAUCCUUAUAUCCUGGUGAUGAGCCGCUUCGCUGGAUCAGCCUCUACGCUGACGAUGCUGUUCUUGCAGACUCACUUAAGAACCACUAGGUGUAAAACAUGGACCUAAGACUAGGACGGAUCCCAAAACCACAGGAAAUGGGCUAAAGAAAUUGAUUUUCUGCCCUCAGGCACACCGAACAACAGUUGGGUCUUGAAAAGUGACAAUAUAAAUAAACAUAAAAACUAUAUUGUUGAAUAAAUGCAUGGUCUUACCCUUCAAGUGCCUUAAGGGGAAACCUUUAAUUUCCUGGGCUAGCAGGGCCACAAUCUUUCCAAUGUAAAUACAUAUCAAACUCUAAAGAAUGUGCAAAUGUAAAACUAUAAUUAAUUUUCAAAUUGUUUUGUUUGUCUUUAAUCAAAGUGAAAAUAAAGGCAGUAUUUUUGUAUUAAAGAAA
Molecule: messenger RNA, 2172 nt
Organism: Cynoglossus semilaevis (tongue sole)
Lineage: Eukaryota; Metazoa; Chordata; Actinopteri; Pleuronectiformes; Cynoglossidae
Gene: wt1b
Product: WT1 transcription factor b
Exons: 8
Coding region: 535-1680 (381 amino acids)
Biological process (GO): regulation of transcription by RNA polymerase II
Cellular component (GO): nucleus
Molecular function (GO): DNA-binding transcription factor activity, RNA polymerase II-specific; RNA polymerase II cis-regulatory region sequence-specific DNA binding
Source: RefSeq, a predicted model, not a curated record